This is a messenger RNA of Atta colombica, 763 nucleotides long. RefSeq lists its product as uncharacterized. Bases 96 to 614 code for a protein of 172 amino acids. NCBI's taxonomy places the organism in Eukaryota, Metazoa, Arthropoda, Insecta, Hymenoptera, Formicidae. The record is from RefSeq and is a predicted model, not a curated record. The transcript is spliced from 4 exons.
UUUGAAAGUACCGGUCGUUUGUCAAGUGUUCGACGUUAGUUUGAUAAAAAAGUAAACAAGUUAGAUACAAUAGAUAGAGGAUUCCAAGGAUAAUCAUGCGUAACAUUGAGAUCAAAGCUGUAAUUCGAGAUAUUGAACAUACCAUUUCAAAAGCUACAGAGCUGAGUGACACAGCUCAAACUGAAAUCAAGCAGCAUGAUAUCUUCUUCAAGACAAAAGAAGGAAGAUUGAAAUUACGAAAGUUUAAGGAUGGUACUGCAGAGUUAAUCUUGUAUAAGAGACCUGAUGUUUCUGGACCAAAGUUGUCCACUUAUGACAAAGUAUCAUUAAACUCAGAUAUUGUUGAGUCAAUUGGAAGUAUUUUGACUCAAUCUAAUGGUAUAUUAGGAGUUGUUAAAAAAACGAGACUGUUAUUCAUUGCUGGACAAACUCGAAUACAUAUUGACAAAGUAGAUGGUUUGGGUAAUUUUAUAGAAUUAGAGGUAGUGUUGAAAGAAGAUCAGGAUAUAAUAACUGGACAGAAGAUUGCUGAUGACCUCAUGCAAACAUUGUUUAUAAAAAAAGAUGACUUAAUCGCGGAAGCAUACAUAGAUCUGCUUAAUUCCAAAACAUAAGUAUUGUUUAUUCUGCUGUUUACAUACUUUGUAUUUCCAUACAGAUGUAAAAAAUAAUUAUUUUAUUUAUUCCAUAGUAUAAAAGUAAAACAUUACAGUUCUAUUUUUUACAAUAAAUUAUUUUUACAAUAAAUUAUGUGCUUUCACAA